AUGAACUUCUUUAGCUUUGGACGACCAUCGCAACCAGGCGCAGCCUGGCAUCCGGUUGGCCUCGCGUCUGCACUCCCUGACCUCAGCCUCGACAAUGAAGAUUGUCAGGUCACACAAGCAUGCAAAGCUUUCACCAUCCCCAAGACAGCCGGUCCACAGGAUGCUCCGGUCGAAGCAGACAUUAACCAGCCAGGAGAGGACUUGAAAGACCAGGUUCUUGUGUUCAAAUAUAAAGGGAAAGUUCAUGCCAUUGACCAUCAAUGCCCCCACCAAUCAUUUCCACUUUCAAAGGGCAGUCUUUUUGAUAUUGAAGACUUUGGCAUCACUCUAAGUGCCGGAAUCACGUGCCCCAAACAUGCUUGGUCUUUUGACAUUUUUUCUGGACAGGCAGACCGUGGCAACUACAAGCUUAAGAUCUGGGAGGUGCAGCUGCGUGAUCCGUUGACAUCGACUGCCGACAGCACCGACAAGGAGGUUUGGGUGAGGCGGAAACAGCGAAUCGGCUAA
Molecule: messenger RNA, 507 nt
Organism: Aspergillus ruber CBS 135680
Lineage: Eukaryota; Fungi; Ascomycota; Eurotiomycetes; Eurotiales; Aspergillaceae
Exons: 2
Coding region: 1-507 (168 amino acids)
Molecular function (GO): 2 iron, 2 sulfur cluster binding
Source: RefSeq, a predicted model, not a curated record